CCCUCACCCGGUCCGGCGUCGCCAUUACGGACUUGCAGAAAAGCUCACUGCAGCGUAAGACGGAGAACCAGGGAGGAAGAAAUGGCCGAUCAGGGAAAGAAGAAGCAACACCUAAGCCUCAAUCAGCGUCACACCCGCGUCCUCCUAGACCUAUCCGCAUCCCAUUCCAAAGCCCCUCCAUCUUCUUCCUUCCAUCAGGGAAGGAUGAAGGUAGGAGAAAAGGGGGAUUUCAGCGAUGAGAAGAAAUUUGAAGAAGUUCCCAGUUUUGGAAUUGAUUUCGGCUCUCCAUCUGCUUCUUCUACUGCUGAGGAAAAUGCAAUUACAGCGGACCAAAGUCUUCCAGGAAAGAAUGAAGAUGUUCCUAACUUUGGAAUUGAUUUUGAUUCUUUUAAUGUUUCUGUUCUCGAGGAAAAUGUAAGCACAUCAGCUACAAAGCUCCAAGAUAAAAAAGAUGAUGUUCCGACCUUUGGAAUUGAUUCUGAUUCUCCUACUGUUUCUCCUCCUCUUGGGGAAAAUGUAACCAUUGCAAAGCAAUCUGUCCAUGAAGAAAGUGAUGAUGUUCCUAACUUCAGAAUCGAUCUUGAUUCUCCCAAUGGUUCUCCUCUUCUCGAGGAGAAUGCAAUAACAGCAGUUACAAAGCUCACAGAUAAAAAAGCCGAUGAUCUGAACUUUAAUUUUGAUCUUGAUUCUCCUACUGCUUCUUCUCUCGGAGAAAAUGCAGCCUCUACAAAGCAACCCAUUCAAGAAGAAAGUGACGAUGUUCCUAACUUCGGAAUCAAUUUUGAUUCUCCCACUGCUUCUCCUUGUGUUGAAAAUGAAAGGCAUGAAAUCAGGGAUAUCCUGAAGGAUUUAAGUUCAAGACUUGAGGUUCUUUCAAUGGAUAAGACAAGGGUUCAAAAGAAGGUUAUUGUGACUGAAAAAAAGGAUUUGUUUGUUGUCUCAUCUGAUGAAGAAGUGAAGAAGAAUGAAGCUAAAAGUGUGGCAGGAAAAUCAAAAUACACGGGAAAAAGUUGCUCUUCCUACAAUGUGCAAGAUGACACUGAUGACGACUGUAAGCUCGUGAAUGAAAAAAAAACUUUUAAAAAAUUUGGAAGACCAAAUAAGUAUUCUACACACAAGAGUUAUCAUGGUGAUAUCGUUGAUGAUCAGUCCAAGGAUGGUUUUGUCUCAGAAGAACAUCUAUUUACUUUGGAUGGACCAAAGUUUAAACUACCAGGAGAAGUUGCUAAAAUGUUAUACCCCCAUCAGCGUGAUGGUUUGAAGUGGCUUUGGUCCAUCCACUCCCAAGGGAAGGGUGGUAUUUUGGGUGACGACAUGGGUCUAGGCAAGACAAUGCAGAUAUGUGGCUUUUUAGCUGGGCUAUUUCAUUCAAACAUGAUUAGGAGGGCAAUGAUUGUUGCUCCAAAAACAUUAAUGUCCCAUUGGAUCAAGGAAUUAACAGUUGUGGGGCUUUCUGGGAAGAUUAGAGAAUAUUAUGGGACUAGCAUGAAGGCUCGAGACUAUGAACUCCAACAUAUACUUGAGGAUAAAGGUGUUCUUCUCACCACUUAUGACAUUGUCAGAAACAAUGUUAAAUCUCUGUGUGGAGGUUAUUUUCAUUGUGUUGAUAGUGAUGAUGAGGUUAUAUGGGAUUACAUGAUUCUUGAUGAGGGGCAUUUGAUAAAAAAUCCAAGCACACAGAGAGCAAAAAGUUUACAUGAGAUACCUUGUGUUCACCGUAUCAUUAUUAGUGGGACACCACUUCAAAACAAUCUAAAGGAACUAUGGGCCCUAUUCAACUUCUGUUGUCCUGGCCUGCUUGGUGAUAAGAUAUGGUUUAAAGAAAAAUAUGAGCAUUUUAUUCUUCGUGGAAAUGAAAAGAAUGCAUCAGAUAGGGAAAAGCGUAUCAGUUCAGCAGUGGCCCAGGAGUUGCGAGACCGCAUACAACCAUACUUUUUGCGACGUCUUAAAAGUGAGGUAUUUACAGAUGAUGCCUCAAGUGGCAUAAAGCUUUCUAAGAAAAAUGAGAUGUGUGUGUGGCUAAAAUUAACUAGUUGCCAGCGUCAACUAUAUGUUGCAUUUCUAAAGAGUGAGAUAGUACUUUCAGCUUGUGAUAGCUCACCAUUAGCAGCAUUAACGAUUUUGAAAAAAAUCUGUGACCAUCCUCUUUUGCUAACCAAAAGAGCUGCCGAAGAAGUUUUGGAAGGGAUGGAAUCCAUCUCAGAGCCAGGCCAAGACGAUCGUGCUAUGGCUGAAAGAUUAGCAAUGCAAAUGGCAGAUGCAGCUGAGAAGUUAGAUUUUGAGGAUAACCGGAAUAUAUCUUGCAAGAUUACUUUCAUAAUGCAGUUGCUGGAUUUUUUGAUUCCAAAAGGACACCAUGUCCUUAUUUUUUCACAAACACGUAAGAUGCUUGAUCAGAUUCAGGCCUCUUUAAUCUCCAGUGGGCUUAAAUUCUUGCGGAUUGAUGGGACUACUAAAGCUGCCGACAGACUGAAAAUUGUUAAUAAUUUUCAAGAGGGUCCUGGUGCUCCGAUCUUCCUUUUAACUUCUCAAGUCGGUGGAUUGGGUCUUACACUCACUAAAGCAGAUCGUGUAAUUGUGGUUGAUCCCGCAUGGAAUCCAAGUACUGAUAAUCAAAGUGUUGACCGUGCUUAUCGUAUUGGGCAAAGGAAGGAUGUGGUUGUCUAUAGAUUGAUGACAUGUGGUACAGUUGAGGAAAAGAUCUACAGAAAGCAGGUAUUCAAGGGGGGUUUGUUCAAAACUGCAACAGAGCACAAAGAACAAACACGUUAUUUUAGUAGAGAGGAUUUACAGGAACUGUUUAGCAUACCUAAACAGGGGUUUGAUGUCUCCUUGACUCAACAGCAGCUGCACGAGGAGCAUGAUGGCCACCACGAAAUGGAAGGAUCCCUAAAAGAAGAAAUGGAGUUUCUAGGCACUAUGGAUAUUGGGGGAGUUAGUCAACACAGUCUGCUAUUUUCUAAAACAGCCCCUGUACCAGUUGCUGAGGACGAUGAGGAUGUUUGCAGUGUAAGAAGGGCUGCAGUUGUGGGAAAUGUCCCCUCGCGCUCAUCGGUCGAACCUGCUGCCAAUGAAUGGGCACAGCAUGCAUUCAACCCUAAAGAUGUGAAUUCGCAGAUGCCUAAGAAACCGUCUAGUACCGUAGCACGUCAAAGCAAGGCCGAAAUCAGAGAUCGAAUCAAAAGACUUUCUCAUAUCCUUGCAGAAAAGGGUAUGCUUCUGCCUGAUAAAGGAGAGAAACUGAGAAAGCAAAUAGGUGAGCUGCAUUCAGAACUUUAUCUGAUUCAAAAUGGUGGAAAAGGGAAUGAAGUCAUUGACUUGGACGAUAUCUCGGGGAAGUUCCAAAGGGUGGUCAACCUCUAAAUGCAGGAUUCCAUAGGAAUGUUUAUAUGAUUUUUCACUUGUUUGUUUUUUGUUUACAGAUCUUGGUAAAAGACCUUUCUAUGUGGUUAACAGUUAGUUUUCCAAAUAGAGUAAUUCUUCAAAAGCUUUGCAUUUCCUCUCAUCUUCAGAAAACAAUGGGCAUUUUACAUACAAAAGAAUAAUGUUAUAUUGUCUGG
Messenger RNA from Cuscuta campestris, 3560 nucleotides. NCBI's taxonomy places the organism in Eukaryota, Viridiplantae, Streptophyta, Magnoliopsida, Solanales, Convolvulaceae. The record is from the annotation of a GenBank genome assembly.